AUGUCGUUCAUCGAGGUUAACAACAACCACUUGGAGUUUACUCGAAGUGAAUCAUUUACUCAUUUAAUCAAUGAAAAAAUCCCAGGAGUUGACAAUGUACCUGUUGAAAUGAAGCAUAAUCUUUUCACGUGUUUUGAUGUUCAUCCAUUAUCUCAACGACAGAUCAACAAACCACUCUCAUGCCAAAUAUGUAAUGGAAAGUUUUCAGAAGACGAUGAAAACUUGAUUCCAAGAAUACUCACAAGAUGUGGUCAUACAGCCUGUCACGAAUGUUGCUUAACACUUCAUGACGGCACCAAACUGGGAGCGGUGACGUGCCCAUUUGAUCGCAGAGAAUCACUCGAUAAAUUCCUCGCUUUCUCAGACUUCAAAAUCCCAGUGUCCAUGAUGACAGAUCCGCGGCCGAUUGAUGAGGGUCCAGAAACAAAACGAAAAAGAACGAAACCAAAGGACCAGAUUAAUAAUAAUCAAUUAUAUUCCACUUUUUAA
Messenger RNA from Caenorhabditis remanei, 489 nucleotides. RefSeq lists its product as uncharacterized. NCBI's taxonomy places the organism in Eukaryota, Metazoa, Nematoda, Chromadorea, Rhabditida, Rhabditidae. Bases 1 to 489 code for a protein of 162 amino acids. The transcript has 3 exons. The record is from RefSeq and is a predicted model, not a curated record.